Molecule: messenger RNA, 2482 nt
Organism: Daphnia magna
Lineage: Eukaryota; Metazoa; Arthropoda; Branchiopoda; Diplostraca; Daphniidae
Product: protein big brother
Exons: 7
Coding region: 506-1207 (233 amino acids)
Biological process (GO): regulation of transcription by RNA polymerase II
Cellular component (GO): core-binding factor complex; nucleus
Molecular function (GO): sequence-specific DNA binding; transcription coactivator activity
Source: RefSeq, a predicted model, not a curated record
CACAGUCGAGCUGUGAGCGUUGCCGACGGCGGAUUAGACCAUCUCACAUUUUCUCUCUUUCUCUGCUCGUUCGUUUUUGUUUUUUUUUGUGUUCUUCUUCUUCUUCCUAUACACAAGGCUACCUAUAUAGACGUGGUGGAGGGAACAAACCUUUCAAGAAAAAAAAAAAGAAAAGAAAACGGUGAAGAAGAAAGAAAAAGAGUUUUUACCUACACACGGAGCGCAGUAGUUGUUCAGUCGUUGCUCCGGUCUCGAACUAGAAGGACAUAUACGCAACAGUGGCCAAAAAAACAACAUAUAUAUAUACAUAUAUAUAUACACUCUGUACAACAACAACAACUUCCCCCCGUCAAAGUCAAAGAAAAGAGAGAACGAAACUCGAAAUUGUUUUGACCGCUGAUGACGGUUGAUUUUUCACGCGGGAAAAGUGCUGUUGUGUCCAAGUGAUUGACUUUGAAUAACUCGUGUGACUUGUGCGACUUCUUGUUGGUGAAGCAAACAAGAAAUGUACAAGGGAAUGAACCAAACGGCGGCCCAGCAUCUGCUGUCCAGCAUGUUGCCAUACGAUUCAAUGGGAGGUAUGGGCCUGUACGAGCAAACUAAGCCCAGUUUGAUGUACAGAGUCCCGCGAGUCAUUCCCGAUCAGAAGGGCCGCUUCGAAUCCGACGAGCUCUUCCGUCGGCUCAGCCGCGAAUCCGAGGUGAGGUACGUCGGAUUUCGAGAUCGACCGAUGGAGGAACGCCAAAUGAGAUUCGCUGCCGGAUGUCGGGAAGGACACGCUGAAAUCGCGAUUGUGGCGACAGGCACCAACUUCCAGUUAGUCUUCGGUCCAGGCACGUGGGGUUUCAGCAGCGACGCCAACCGCGAUUGCGAUUUCGACAAGGAACCGGGCAAGGUUCACAUCAAGUCACGUUUCAUUUUGAAUGGCGUUUGCGCUAAAUGGCGAGGCUGGAUCGACCUGGAUCGUCUCGACGGUGUCGGUUGUGUCGAAUUCGACGAAGAAGCAGCUCGGAUUGAAGAUGUUUACCGACGGGAACAAGUGGAGCGUUUCAAUCAGCGCUUGCGCGAGUUUGAAGAGGACCAACGGGCCUAUCGCAAUCAUCACGUUGCUGCAGCCGUCGAACGCCAAUCGCAAUCCGAACACAAUCCCGACCUUGUCGAUGCGCGCAAGAAGAUGGAUCUAUCGGCUGGCCACGCCCCUCAUUGAGUACAUUAGCACACCAUCGGAGUAUUUCACAAACCAGAACUUCUGUCUGCGGCCCAUUUUUUCUGUUUUUUUUUUUUUUAAUGAAAAUUAUUUUGUCUUUCCACACCAAUCGUCUCAACCAAUCAACAGUUACGUUUCAGUGUCUAUUAUAACAGGUUGAAUAUUCGGCUUGUUUUUAUUCGCUAUACGAUCGAGAAACUAUUUUUUCUUUGGUGUUUUCAUUGCAUGAUAAUGAUAUAUCGUAUAUACGCAAGCGAUUCGGACCGCUAGUCAGGUCACACUUGAAUUAUGUUUCACACGCACGAUGAUGUUUUGCGUGUGGGUUUCUCUCUCUCUUUCUCUCUCCAGUCUGAAUUUUAUAUAUUUUUCUUCUGGAAUUUUCCUUUGUCCAAACAAAAUGAGAUCGUGUGUGUGUGUGUAGAACGUGUUUUUUUUUUUUCAUUUGAUUCUCAAUUGGGAUCUGAAAUUCGUUUUUUUUCCCCCCUAUUUAAAUUUUGAAAUAGAAUGAAAAUUUCAAACGAGAUCGAGUUAGAAUACAGUUGAAAAAAAUCGAUAUAAUUUUUUUUAUACAUAAACAGAAACAGUUUUGAUUUAAUAAAAAAAAUUCGGCUUUGAAAUUUUGCGUGUGAAUUUUCUCGAAUUCAAAGCAAAAAUUGGAUAAAUUUAGACACACAUUAUCAGUAAACUAUAAUAAUGAAUUUAAUAUUAUUUUUUUGUUUAAAUUCGGCUUUUUGUGUGAAAACAAAAACAACAAAACACAGGCGUUAAAGUUCCUCUCAUCCUUUUUUUGUUUUUCAUCCGGAGUGUAGAAAAUAAUCAAAGAUGAACCCCUUCCCCCUCAAAAGAAAAAAAACUCCUCCUCCAUCGUUCACCAUCAUUUAGACCACCUCAACAACGUUAUUAUCUAUACUGUCCCAUAUGUAUUUACACACACCCACAAAUAAUUGUUUUUCUUUGUGUCCUUUCAUCCACAUUUUGUUAGUUUUCUUCCAUUUCUUUCGUUGUUGUUGUUUCCAGCACGACGUAUCGAUUGUUCCCAACAGAAAGUUCGAGACACACCCGUCAUAUUUUGCAUAAUGAAAUGCACGCACGAUGGGACGGUUGCGUCGUGUCCAAUCAUCGGUUAAUUUUUGCAAUUUAGCAAUCCCGUUCGUGCGUGUAACCGAUUUUUUGUUGUUGUUGCCGUGCGUCUUGUUGUACAGUUGUAGGUGCGUGUGUGUUUUACGUGUGCGUGUAUGUGUCCACAUCCAAAUAUACCGUAUAUCAUAUACAAAA